Molecule: messenger RNA, 708 nt
Organism: Trichoderma atroviride IMI 206040
Lineage: Eukaryota; Fungi; Ascomycota; Sordariomycetes; Hypocreales; Hypocreaceae
Biological process (GO): intronic box C/D snoRNA processing; tRNA processing; rRNA processing
Cellular component (GO): ribonuclease MRP complex; nucleolar ribonuclease P complex; cytosol
Molecular function (GO): ribonuclease MRP activity; ribonuclease P activity
Source: RefSeq, a predicted model, not a curated record
AUGGCACCACCCGCAGCGAAAAAGCGGCUUGUCCAUCACCUUGACACGCCCUUCUCUACGUCUUCAUGGCCCGAGAUAUCGAUUGAUAACCAGGACUCCAUCUUGGAACUCCUCUGCAGCCUCCUGAGCCCCAUCGGACAGCACCGUAGGAGUCAUGUCAAACCUUCCAAAGGAAAGCGAGCUACCAAAAGGGAAAAGAAGAUGGCCACGAAGUUAGACGGGCCGGCAAAAGCGGCCAAAUUACCCACGCCACGAAGUUUAGAACUCAGUGAAAGUGUAGAUAUUGGCUUCAACUCAAUCGCCAAAAACCUUGGAUCCCUAUCAAAGCCAUCCGAAGUGGCAAAUCCCUCUCCCAAAGACUAUUCUAUGGUCUUUGUCGCCAGAGGCAGCCAGUCACCAGCUUUCAACCACCAUUUUCCGCAAAUGGUUGCCGCCGCGUCUCGAAAUUUGCCGGAAAAGGAGAAGAUACGGCUCGUAGGCUUCUCAAAACCGUGCUCUGAGAGGAUAGGUAACACACUGGGUAUUCCAAGAGUCUCGUCGAUUGCCAUCUCUCGGCAUACCCCGGGGGCUGAGGCACUCUUGGCCGUCGUCGAGAAUCUUGUGGCGCCGGUCGAUUCACCUUGGCUCAGCGAAGUGCCCAGCACCGAGUACAAGACAACCCAAAUAGCCUCUGUGGAAACAACUAUUGGAGCAAAACGCGUGAAAUAA